Leishmania mexicana MHOM/GT/2001/U1103 is the source of this 1113-nucleotide messenger RNA. RefSeq lists its product as hypothetical. Bases 1 to 1113 code for a protein of 370 amino acids. Lineage: Eukaryota; Euglenozoa; Kinetoplastea; Trypanosomatida; Trypanosomatidae. The transcript has a single exon. The record is from RefSeq and is a predicted model, not a curated record.
AUGGAGGGGUCGAAGAAGUACGAGGAGGCCUCAUUGCGGGGCAUCACGCGCCAUCAUGUGUGGAAGAGCAGAACCAGCGAUCUCACCGUAAUCAACCUCCGAGAUCCGACUGAGUUGCUGGGGAUUCAGGACCCGCUGGCGGUAGCCCCGGCAGCUGAAACGAAGCAGGCGACUACCGCCUCCCCGCCGCCGCCGCUGCGGCCGCCACUGGCGCGACCGGUGACUGGGAAGCAGGAUAGCCUCAAUGCCCUUUUGGCAAAACUGCAACUGUGCCGACCGGCGCAGGAGCCUUCGUCGCAUCCGUCAGCCGCUGCCAAGCCGCUGCCGCAGUCGUCGGCCAACGCUGGGCCUCCCGCUGCGCCCAGUGCGACGGCGCCUUCAGCGCUGCAUCCGACGGCUCGCAUCGCCUCACCGGCUGCCGCGGCGUCUCCUGCCAUUGUGAUGCCGGUAGUGAGUGACCCCUCGUUUCCUGACCCGAAGGAGUCGUCAUCGGGUCCGUCUGGUCAGUUCGAGUUCAUCACAGGCACAAACAUUCCUGGUCAAGGGGUUGUGAAGAAGAACGAGGCCGUUGAUGAGUCAUCCAGCAUGGCCCUCUUCCACGACCCGCUCUGGGGAGGCUCUCUGGACGCGUUCACGCUGCUGCCGAUCUCGAAGCCAUCCCCUAAGCCCCAGCUUCGCGCCUCUCUGUCGGAGCUGUACGCUAGCGCUGCCUCCAACAACACCAGCGCGUUCGCUUCCCCGCCGGGGACGACGUCACAGCCUCAAGAGGUGGCGUCUCCUCCCCUCGCCACGGUGACGGCGAGCCCAAUGCCGACUACGAUGGCGUCUUCGACGAUGCCGAUGAUGAGCGGGAUCGUCCAGCCGCCUACUCCACCGCAAUUGAACACUCCUUUGCCAAUGUACACGGUGCCCAUUCAGUACAUGGCGCAGCAACCGCAAUUUCCCACCGGGAUGGUGUACAACGCGCCGAACUUCUUCCCCUACGGUGCGGCUCCAAUGAUGAUGACGCAACCGCAGCAUAUUCCGCAGGGUUAUGCGAUUCCCGCUGCCGCCAUGAUGAGACCCGGCACAAAUGUUAAGGCGAUGCCGUUUGUUCCGGGAAACAAGAUGUGA